UAUGAAUUGCCCUCCGAUCCUGCUGCUUCUCUUGCUGGGGACAGUUUCUGCUCUUCAUCUGAGAAAGGAUGCCCCCAAACUGGAGAUGCCAGAGACGGUGACAGAUCCCAGUCAGAAUCUAGAAUGCUCAGGGGAGCCAGAGGGAGAGUUGGCCCUCGCUGAGAAGGAGAUUCCGUCAGAGGGGGCGGCGUCUGAGGCUGCUGAGUGUAAAGAGUGCCCUGAGAAAGAGGAGCCCCUGGAUCUAGAGUCAGCUCCCGUGGACAAGGACUUGCAGUGCCCCAGAGAAGAGGAAACAGUUCGAGUGCUUGGCACCCCUGGAUGCAAGACCUGUGGGUUCCGGCUGGUGCUGGCACAGCAGACAUUCGUAAAUGCUCAGGCUGUCUGCCAGAGGUGCUACGGAGGCAGUCUUGUCUCCAUCCAUAACUUCCACACAAACUCCCAAAUCCUGUGUACUGUCAGUAGGCUCAAUGUGUGCCAGGUGUGGAUUGGAGGCUUCCUUAGGUGCCUGAACUUUCAAUGGACUGAUGGGACCUGCUGGAAUUAUGCCUACUGGGCCCCAGGACAGCCAAGGUGUGGGUGUGGCAACUGUGUGGCCAUGAACACUAGAGGGGGUGGCUGGCGACGAACUCCAUGCGUACAGCCUCUGCCUUUCAUCUGCUCCCGCUAAGCCAGGGAUGCCGAGACCCUCCCUUGCAGCCCUCUCCCUGCA
Messenger RNA from Echinops telfairi (small Madagascar hedgehog), 709 nucleotides. RefSeq names its product proteoglycan 3-like. The coding region runs from base 2 to 667 and encodes 221 amino acids. The record is from RefSeq and is a predicted model, not a curated record. NCBI's taxonomy places the organism in Eukaryota, Metazoa, Chordata, Mammalia, Afrosoricida, Tenrecidae. The transcript is spliced from 5 exons. Gene Ontology annotation, biological process: immune response.